AUGACGAAAAAAGACUCUGUGAAUUACUUGCCUGCCCUAGCAGAUGCCUACGAUCCGUUAUCCGCGGAACAAUUAGAGAUUUUAAAUCAACAGGUCAUAAGCGAAGGUGAGAUGGCCUCAGUUCAGUCAAAGUUCAAUUAUGCCUGGGGUCUCAUAAAAUCAGAUCUCAAAGAAGAACAAAAACUUGGGGUUAAAAUCCUUACUGAAGUGUUUAAAGACUCUCCACAAAGGAGAAGGGAGUGUCUAUAUUAUUUGGCCAUAGGAACGUAUAAAUUGGGAGACUACUCAGAUUCUAGAAGAUACGCCGAAGCCUUGGUUAAUCACGAGCCUGAUAAUGCGCAAGCUAUUGCCUUGAAGAGAAUGGUGGAAGACAGAAUUUCCAAAGAAAGCUUGAUUGGUGUUGGAAUUAUUGCUGGUACUGUUGCCAUUGGUGCGACCGUCUUGGCUUCUUUAUUGAGAAGAAGGCGCUAG
This is a messenger RNA of Saccharomycopsis crataegensis, 471 nucleotides long. RefSeq names its product Fis1p (gene FIS1). Lineage: Eukaryota; Fungi; Ascomycota; Saccharomycetes; Ascoideales; Saccharomycopsidaceae. The transcript has 3 exons. The record is from RefSeq and is a predicted model, not a curated record. Gene Ontology annotation, cellular component: mitochondrial outer membrane; peroxisomal membrane. Bases 1 to 471 code for a protein of 156 amino acids. Gene Ontology annotation, molecular function: protein binding. Gene Ontology annotation, biological process: peroxisome fission; mitochondrial fission; autophagy of mitochondrion.